GGUAUUGUUAGCGCUGUGCUGUGCUUUUGUCAAUUUUAACGGCAAACCAUGUAAAGUCUAGGAUUGCCGACACAAGUUCCACAAGACCGAUAAUUUGGCCGUCUAAUGUUGCCAGAAUAAAAAGCGCGACACUUCUUGGUAUAUAAAUACGCCGAAUUUCGACACGGUCGUUUGUGGAGGCGAUUCGCCGGCGGCGCUUGUGGACACCAAUGGAGAGCGUUUCCCUGCUAGGCGACAUUCCAUUGUUAACCAAGGUUCGAUUGUUGCUGCCAGGAUGGACAGGCCGGACGCGGCGCCCUCCCCAGGCGCGCAUGGCUCGCAGCGGCUCAGCGCCCCUCGCUGCCGCGGCACUGGGCCCCCUGGGGCCCCAUGCGCCACCACUACCCCCACCACCACCAGCCCGCCCCAACACCUCCGCACACACCACCCUCCUGCAGCCCCCGCCCCCGCCGCCACACCAGCAACGGAGGCCCCCGGCGCAGCCCUGCCCGCCCCCACGGCCUCCUCCGGCGCAGGUCCCGCAGCCACAGCCGCAUGAGGAUCAGCUCUCUCCUCCUCCGCAGCAGCAGCUGCUGCCCUCUCGCAGCGGUGACAGCAGCGCCAGCGGGAGCCCCGCUGCCGCCCUGCCGCCUAAUGGUGGCGGACACUCCGUUGCAAGGGCCUUGCCAAGCAACCCCUGGCGAACAGCUGUCAACAGCCCCGACGGGGCUCCGGCAACGCAGGCGGCGACGACGACAAUGUCCUCGCUGCUGGGUCGCGUCCGUGGCGCCGACAUACACACGUGGGCUGAACUUGUACGGCAGUACGGUGCCACGCUGGACGGCGUGUUUGCGGCGGAUGCGCUGUUCCGUGCGGCGCACUUUUUGGACGGUCGG
Astrephomene gubernaculifera is the source of this 875-nucleotide messenger RNA. The record is from the annotation of a GenBank genome assembly. NCBI's taxonomy places the organism in Eukaryota, Viridiplantae, Chlorophyta, Chlorophyceae, Chlamydomonadales, Astrephomenaceae.